This is a messenger RNA of Dromiciops gliroides (monito del monte), 4572 nucleotides long. It is a transcript of the gene HNF4A, whose product is annotated as hepatocyte nuclear factor 4 alpha. Gene Ontology annotation, molecular function: RNA polymerase II cis-regulatory region sequence-specific DNA binding; nuclear receptor activity; zinc ion binding. Lineage: Eukaryota; Metazoa; Chordata; Mammalia; Microbiotheria; Microbiotheriidae. Bases 151 to 1575 code for a protein of 474 amino acids. The record is from RefSeq and is a predicted model, not a curated record. The transcript has 10 exons. Gene Ontology annotation, biological process: positive regulation of transcription by RNA polymerase II; anatomical structure development; cell differentiation.
AUCUAGGAGGACAGACAGAGGGAUCAGGGCAGAGGCAAAGGGGACAGAGAGGCAGGGUGGGAGGCCAAAGCAGCCCAGUGGGCAGUGGGCCCGUUUCCGGUCAAUCGCCCUAACGAGAGAGAACUGGCCACUCUGGACAGGCAGGAGAGAAUGCGUCUCUCCAAAGCCCUUGUCGACAUGGAGAUGGCCGAUUACAGCGCUGCCCUGGACCCAGCCUACACCACCCUGGAAUUUGAGAAUGUGCAGGUUUUGACCAUGGGCAAUGAUGCAUCUCCAUCUGAAGGUGUCAACCUCAACGCCCCCAACAGCCUGGGUGUCAGUCCCCUGUGUGCCAUCUGUGGGGACCGUGCCACAGGCAAGCAUUAUGGGGCCUCGAGCUGCGAUGGCUGCAAGGGCUUCUUCCGAAGGAGUGUGAGAAAGAACCACAUGUACUCAUGCAGGUUUAGCCGCCAGUGUGUGGUAGACAAGGACAAGAGGAAUCAGUGUCGUUACUGCAGGCUGAAGAAGUGCUUCCGGGCAGGAAUGAAGAAGGAAGCUGUACAGAAUGAACGGGACCGGAUCAGUACACGGAGAUCAAGCUAUGAAGACAGCAGUCUCCCAUCCAUCAAUGCCCUCCUGCAGGCUGAAGUACUAUCCCAGCAGAUCACAUCUCCCAUCUCAGGAAUCAACGGAGACAUUCGGGCCAAGAAAAUUGCCAGCAUUGCUGAUGUGUGUGAAUCCAUGAAGGAGCAACUUUUGGUGUUGGUGGAAUGGGCCAAAUACAUCCCUGCCUUCUGUGAACUGCCCCUGGAUGAUCAGGUGGCCCUGCUUAGGGCUCAUGCUGGGGAACACUUGCUAUUGGGGGCCACCAAACGGUCCAUGGUAUUUAAGGAUGUGUUGCUACUAGGCAAUGACUACAUCGUCCCACGGCACUGCCCUGAGUUGGUGGAAAUGAGUCGUGUUGCAGUGAGAAUCCUGGAUGAGUUGGUGCUGCCCUUCCAAGAGCUUCAGAUUGAUGACAAUGAAUAUGCCUGUCUGAAGGCCAUCAUCUUCUUUGAUCCAGAUGCCAAAGGGCUGAGCGACCCUGGUAAAAUCAAGCGGAUGAGAUCACAGGUGCAGGUGAGCCUGGAGGACUACAUCAACGACCGCCAAUAUGACUCCCGGGGCCGCUUUGGGGAGCUGCUGCUGCUGCUGCCCACCCUGCAGAGCAUCACCUGGCAGAUGAUUGAGCAGAUACAGUUCAUCAAACUCUUUGGUGUGACCAAGAUCGACAACCUGCUGCAGGAGAUGCUGCUGGGGGGGUCUUCCAGCGAAGCACCCCACACUCACCACCCUUUGCAUCCUCACUUGGUGCCAGAGAACAUGGGCACCAAUGUGAUAGUUGCCAAUACCAUGCCAGCCCAGAUCAGCAAUGGACAGAUGUGUGAGUGGCCCCGUCCUGGGUGGCGGACAGCCACUCCUGAGACCCCCCAGCCCUCUCCACCAGCCAGUUCGGGACCUGAACCCUACAAAUUACUGCCAGGAGCCAUCACCACAGUGGUCAAGCCUCCCUCAGCCAUCCCUCAGCCCACCAUCACCAAACAGGAGGUCAUCUAACAUGGGGCCAGAGGGAUCGGGGCAGGGCAGCCAGACACUGCCCCUCCCCAGCUUGGCUUUUGUCCUUCCCUGGCCUCCAGAGGGACCAGCCCCUUUCAGAACUCCCAGCGCUCUUGGUGAAAUAGGACAACCAUGAGACUUGCCCUAGGACCAGAAAGGCACCAUAAGGAGCCAGGACUCAGGCUGAGGGCUCCAGCUGCCAACUUGUGUGCCUUAAUACAAUCCUUCUCCUCCUAUUUUGGGGGACAUUGAGGGAGAUUGGGAACAGUCACCUUUGGGUGAGACUAAUUGUUUCUCAAUACUUUCUCCUCACCCAACUGGUUUCUUCAUCUCCUGAUUCUGCCCCAAAACAACUGCCACCUCCUCCUCUUGGGAUCUUUCUAGAACCACCACUUAGGACAUCCACCCUGUUUUCCCCUUUGGAGACUCAAAGCCCUUUGGGGAGAAGAUGGGCCAGGCCAGGACUCUCUCUGCCUAUUCGCACUGCCAUGCCAGUCCCAAUAUCCCCAUGAACUUUCAUUCAGAAGGAAUCAUACUCUCCAGGCUGGAGAAGACUCAAAGACUGAAGUUGUGAUCGUUCAGUCAUUUUACAAACUUUAUGAAGCAUUUACUGGACCACACUCUGUGCCAAGUACUGUGUGGAAAAUAGAUGAAGAUUCAGUCCCCUUUCUUAAGGAGCAGGGGUGGAGGAGGGAGGGGAAGGAGGGUCUAGCCGGGAAGACAAGAAACGCAAGCAUAAGACAGCUAGAGAACAAUUCAAGACAAUAAAUAUGUAGUAGGAAUCUGGGAGAAGGAAAAGAUUCACUGUGGAUUGGGAGGUAGGGUAGUCAAGCAGGGCUUCACAGAGGACAGGAUUUGGAUUUGUGUAGACAAAUAGGGAAGAUAUUCCCGUUGGGGGAAAAGCAUGAGCAGAGGUACAGAGCUGGGAAUCAGUGCUAUUUGUAAUGAGACCAAAUGCAUUCAGGGAAAAUGAGUCACUAUCUUAGAAAAGGUGAGGCUACUUGAUGGAGAGCCUUGAAAGCCAAUAAAGACCAGUUCUUUUUGGCCAAAGAGGGAGCAAGAGUUACCCUCAACUCAAAGGAGUCCUCAGGCCAAUAAAGUCAGUGGUUUCUCCCUGCCAUUCUGUUAUUCCCCCUCAUCAUGGAGAGAGGACAAGCAUUGUGGUAUCCUCAAAUUUUGACUCAUGGUGGGGCUAAAUUAGGCUGGAAUCCAUAAUCCUUUUCUCCCAACUCAUUCUCUUCUCAGGGAAUGCUGGGAUAGGAGGUCAGCAGGUUUGUCCUAAGAGCUUUAUUGGUCCAUAGAGAACUCCUGGGGGCUUCCAUUCUAUUAGAUGGUGCUCAGGGGCUGGAAGGGAAAUUUCCCUGCAGGUGCUAGAAUAGUAGGGAUAUUUAGAAGAUCAAGUCCCCAGGAAGAGGCUACUGACUAGUCAGAACUAUAGAGAAGUAAGCUCAAAGCUAGAGGGGAAACUUCUCAAACUGUUCCCUCUUCUUUAGGAAGAACCUUUCAAAGGACCUCAGAAUGUCAGAGCUAGAAGAGAUCUUAGGGAUGGAUCAUCAAGCGUAACCUCCUCCUUUUUGAGAGGAACAAAGGUCCAGAGAGGACAAGUGACUUGUCCAAGGUCACAUAGAUAGUCAGUGGCAGAACCCCCAUGCUUCAAAGAUGACAGUUCUCCCAGCAGUCAAGAUUGUAAACAGAGGUAGUCACAGCUAAACUCUGAAAUGUACAGAUUUUUCUGGUUGUCCUUGGUGCUGCUUCAUCCUCCCAGGGGUGACCUUUCAGGACUCUUAAAGGGCCAUGUGUUCUGUUGCUUUCUGCCCACUAGGAAAUAGACUCCAAGGUGCUUUCUAUAAGACAAUGUGAGAGGUAAAUGUCCUACCCAGUCAGUUCAUACAUGCCAAUAUUAAGUCUUCAUGCCUUUGGAUUGUUCUACCUUCCAGAGCCUUUUCUUAAAAUCCAGGGCAUAGAAAGAGAGGAGGGAGGGUGCCAAACACAAACUCCAACAAACUUAAUCAUUUGCUCCACAUGGAAAAGUCCCAGUUUGAGUAGAGUCUCCUGGUAAAGACCAAUCCCUUUUCAUCCCCAAUCUUUAUACUUCCUCUCUCUCCCCAAGCUUCCUGAGAUCCAGUAAGGCCACACUAAGGGAAGGAAAUGUCAAGGAAAGGUGAAUUGUUGCCUUGGUCUAUACUCCCAUUCACAACUGUUCUCUUUAGGACCAAAUUUGUACAACUAUUCCUGGGCAGGGCCUAGUGUGUCUGGGCAUUUGAACCUGUUUGGGGGUGGAAGUGAAUAUAUGUAUGGAGGAAAGGAGGAAAGGGGGGUGGGGAGGGAGGAUUCAAUAACAACUGAAGUCAUCCUGGGACUGGGGAUAAGGCAGAGCCCAAUCUACCACCUUCUCCUUGAACCCUGGCCACUGGGUUUUCUCACAAUUGUGGGUCCAGGACAAGGGGACAUUGCCUCUCCUGUGGCUGUCCUAAUCUCAGGAUCCCCAUGAGGUGGAGGUGGCAAACUCCUUGUCACUUCCCAACCUGGGUUGUACACCAGGGUUUCUACCCCCCCACACACACACCCUCUUGGCAUGGUUUCAAUGGCCUCCUCAGAAGCCCUGAUGGUAUUUGUGGGAGUCAAGGGAGGAAGAGGCAGUGACUGAAAGUUGGCAACAUUGUAAUAGCAAAGUCAAUCGUGUUCACUAAAUUAUUCUGUAAUUUGCCUUGAUCAUCUCUAAUUGUGUAAUUCCAAAGAAGUAUACCCCCAGAGUCACUGCCAUGUUCUAGUUACUGGUGCAUUUUCCCUUCCUCCCUCAAAAAAAUCCUAGGGGAGUUGAGAAUGGGGGCAUGAGUAGUGUCCCCACCGACCAAACCUUCUAAACCCUUCUCACUGCCAUCAUUGUCAUCCAGUAGGGAAAGAACACUUCUUAGUCCUAGUUUGUAUUCCAAAAAAAGUUGUGUUUUUUUUUAAACCUUCAAAAUAAAUACAAAGGAUGUUUUCUAACUCUUCCCA